AUGCACAAGACAUCCGCUUUGGGCCGGGUGCUCGAGCUGUUGGUGGUUGCAGCCUUGGCAGCCACUGCUGACGAUGCGGAAGCUGAAAGUGCGCGCUGCGCGGAGGUUGCUUUCAUCCAGUCUGCCCGAUCUCUCUUCCACAACCUCGAGUUGGCAGAGCAAAAAGCUCGCUUCCAGAGCUUCAUGACUAUGUUGUCGACAGCAAGCACAUCAAGCCUCAAGGAGCUGAAGUGGCAGGUACUUCGGACCUUUCCCGCAGUGGAGGUCCAAGCAAACCCUGCCUGCAGCAACAUUGGGGGGAGAUUUCCAACCCUGGUCUCACGCAACCAGUCUCUGCUGGAUGCAUAUGCCACGUAUGCUUGCGGGGAUGCCGCGGACUACUUCGUGACGGACCCAGCCAGAAGCCUGAGCGCAGAACUGGCACCUCUGGAGGGUGGAUGCAUCAAUUUGCAUAAUCGAUGGAGCACGAUCAGGGCGACGUUCGCCUCGAACGAGAGCCAUGGUGAGUACCUGCACAGGGACUGCCCGGAGAGCUGCUUGCAGGAGGAGUUCUGGCACCAGCUGCCAACGCAAGUCGUAGACCAUGACCUGCUCGUGCUCCCAAGCAUCCCCGGGCCACCCGGGAUGGGGUACCAGCACUCGCUCAUCGACUUCCUACCGCAGGCUUGGACAGUGCUCGACCUGCUGUGGAACUCGUCCACGAAGCUGGUGGUUCACUCCUCGCUUCCGAGCCAUCUGCUGGCCAGCCUGGGUUUUCCCACAGAAAGGAUCCUGGAAGUUCCUCCUCUGACAGAUGAACAGCCCGCAAUGCUGCUGUGCGCGAAGAAGGGCCGGACCAUGCAUUUGUGGCGAGCCGGCGGUGGCUCCCGAGCGCUGCCGAGCCAUCCGUACCAGGACAGUCGGGUCGAUGGAGACCUCUGGCACCGGCUCAUCGAUAUCCAGGUGGGCCCGGAAAUCUCAGACGCCAUCGCGCAGUACAAUGGCUUCGUGGAGGAGCCUUUCGCACCGCGCUUGGUGGUGUUCCUGCAGCGCUGCACGGACCGCCGGACCCUCGAGAACGAGCAGGCGGCGCUGGAGGCCAUCAGCCGUGCCCUGGUCAAGUCAAAUCGGCCGGAGGAGCUGCUGUCAAUGUGCGCAGGCCGCGAAGACUUUUUGGAGCAGGUCCAGAAGGUUCGACGGGCACGGCUCAUCGUCGGCGCGCAUGGAGGGGCGAUGGCCAACAUGGUCCUGGCACGGCCCGACACAGGCGUCAUCGAGCUGGUAGGAGAUGCUGCAGCCCAGAAAGGCUUGGAAGGACUCUGGCCACCCUACAAAAGCAACUUCUACGGUGGACUUGGGGCCGCCUUUCCCUUCUACCGAGUGGUCCUCUAUGAGGCCGACCCGCACGGCAAGCUCUGGAUACGCCUGGAUGACUUGCAGACGGCUGUCACCGAGUUCCUGGACCGACUCUAG
Symbiodinium natans is the source of this 1452-nucleotide messenger RNA. The record is from the annotation of a GenBank genome assembly. Lineage: Eukaryota; Dinophyceae; Suessiales; Symbiodiniaceae.